UCACGACAUGACAUUGAAAUUAAUAUUGAAAAUAUUAAUCUCAAUCUCUCUGAUGUCACGUGUGUAUUUAGAUAUAUAAUUAUUAGAGAUACUGACAAAAUUAUUUAUUAAUAUUCUUUCCAUGUAAGUUAUCAACAGCAAAUCUGUAACACUGCCCGGAAAUUGUGCAACUCCUUGUACAGGUGGCAUACAUGAUAUUUGUGUCUCCUGUGCCAAUAGUUGUGAAAAGACAUGUCGGGAUCCGGAUGGCCCAGAUGCUUGUUCUGCUCCUUGCAAAGAAAAUUCAUGUGAAUGCGAAUACGGAUAUGUUCGCGACAAUCUUGGCUGGUGCAUCAAAUCUGAAUAUUGUCCAAAUUUAAACGAUGAUAGCAUGUUACUGAACAAACAUAAUAAUACGACUGGCGUGCUCUGGCACGCGCUUGGCAGGUGCUUAUAUUAUUCUAGCUACGCACUGCUACCCGCACGAUUACAAAGAU
Messenger RNA from Cotesia congregata, 476 nucleotides. The record is from the annotation of a GenBank genome assembly. NCBI's taxonomy places the organism in Eukaryota, Metazoa, Arthropoda, Insecta, Hymenoptera, Braconidae.